AUGGCACCAACAGCAACAAAGAAACAACAACAAAAUAAUGCUAAUAAUAAUAAUAAAAACAAGAGACCUGUAGAAACAACACCAACUAUUAAUAAGGUUAAAAAGGUUAAAUCAUCAAAUACAUCUACAUCUACAUCUACAAAAACUACAACAUUUGAUCAAAUACCAAAGAUUCAAAAUAAUUUAGAGAUUAUUAAAGAUAUCAUUGAUCAAUAUUUUGAAUCAUCACAACAACAAUCAAUUUCUAUUACAAAAGAUAUUGAAUCAACCAUAGUACAAUUAUUACAUCAUAAUCAAUGUUUAUGUAAAGUAUUAAAUGUAAAGGAGAAUAACAAGAUUGCAUUGAAAUGGGUUCAAUCGAUUGCAUCGAUGAUUCGUAACAAGGAAGACAAGAACGUUUCGUUGUUUGGUUUGACCAUGUUGGUAGAGACCAUUCGUAUUGCAAACUAUGAACUCAUGGUGGAAUACCAAAACCAAUGGUGUACAUUGUUGACCGAAGCAGCUACCGAUGCCACUCGUAAAGGUACUGCUGCCGCUGACAAGUACCAACUUGUUAUGGUUGCCAUGUCACUCUUGGUUGACAAGUCUGCCCUAUGGAAUGAUACACGUCGUUCAAUCACCUCCAACAAUACCAUCAACUCUUUUAUUACUUCUGCAACUGCUCCAUUUACCAAUACAACAAACGCAACAAAUACAACUAAUACUACUUCAUCAUCAAAUGCUGAAAAACUAUCAGGAGUGUUGGCAAUUUGUUCAUUUAUUGAUUCAUUGGAUGCAUCGAUUAAACCAUUUGUAGGACGUCUUGAAGUGAUUGCCUAUUCUUUGUUGUUUGGUUCGGACUCACAAUUGUCAGAGGCUGCUACAUCGCUCAUCUCACGUCUGCCAAAAUGUAUUGGUGUGUCGGCUGCCGAUAUUUACUGGGGUGUCUCUUUGAACAAGAUUAUCACUUCGAUGGAUGUGUCGGUCGAUCGUCUAUUCAAGGGUAUUCCAUCGGACAAGAGUAACCUCGUCCAGUCACGUGUCGUCCUCCUCCCCAAGAACGCUGCCACCGGUGCCAUCGAGGGUAACGAUCAACUCAACGCUCAUCUCACCCAUCUCAUCAACAUUGCCACGCCAGCACUCCCAACCACCCCCUCUCAAAUAACCGAACAAGAAACAAGAUCAUUCCAAAACCUCACCUCUUGUCUAUCAAGUAUUCUCACCACCUCUACUUUGACAGCUUGUCAACUUCCAAUUGACCGUAUCAUCAAAUUAAUCUCGCGUAUCUUAAAUAUCGGGUUUACUCAAAUCUCUUCAAAUCCUUACAAUGACUUUACAUUAAUUCAACAAGUAUCGAUUAUAACUAAAUUACAUUGUUCAAGUUAUCAAUUAUUAUCUAUUUUAUUCAAGGUAUUGAGAAAGGCAAUGGUACCAUUUAUCAAGACAUUGUCAUCUACAUUGUUGAGACCACUACGUGUCAUGGAAUCAUACACCAAUCUCAAGAUUCAAAAGGAUUUGUUUGAAACGAUCAAAGACGCGAUUGAAGCAAUCGGAGCCAGUUGCAGCGACAGUCUUGCCGUCCCCUUGGUACCCAUCCUCUUGAAACAAAUCCUUCCAUACAUCCCUGAACAACAACAAGCAGCCAUCCAAGAGAAAAAAACUAAAAAGAAGGGUGCUCAACCCGAGGCUCAAAUGACUGGUCCCGCCCAACAACAAACCGUAGGAAAUGUAGAUGCCACCAAGAUUCAUGAUGGAUCUGACCACCAACUUCGUGUGUCUGCCCUCCAAGUACUCGAAUCUCUCCUCAUCAAUGCCGGUUCCUUAUUGGGUAGCAGUGUUCGUACACAAAUCGAUAGUACCAUUGUCUCACUCGUCAUGCAUUGUCAAACUCUACUUGUCAAGAAACUCAUCUUUGUCAAUAGUUCUUACCAAUGUGAUACCUAUCGUUCACUGUUGUACAGUUGUAUGCUCCAACUUGCUAUCAAGCCAAUCAGUGGUAUUCCACCUGUCCUCCCAUACACCAUCCGUCUCAUGUCCAAUGGUGCCAGUACCGACAACUCUCCACAAGUCCGUUCAACUUGUAUCCAAGGUGUCUCUAUCUGUGAAUCAAUCAUCCAUCCACAAUGUCCAAAUCUUCAAGCUCCAACCAUCCAUUCAAAUCUAUCAUCUUUAAAGAAAUCAAUUAAUCAAUAUCAAUUAGAAAAUAACAACAGUAAUAAUAAUAAUAAUCAUUUUUUUAAUCAACAACAACAAGAACAAGAAAUAGAUCAAGUUGAACAAGAUGAACAAGAAUCAGGAUCAGAUGAAGAAUCAGGAUCUGUAUCAGAUGAUGAUGAAAAAUUAGAUAUCUCUUUAAAUGAUAUAGAUGAUGAAGAUGAAGAAGAUGAAGAAGAAGAAGAAGAGACAAUUAUUUCGACCACCAGUAAAACAACAACAACAACAACCUCUGGAAUGAAGAGUGGAUUAUUUAAUGAUUUAAGUUUUAAUUCCGCCACCUCUGCUUCUUCAAAAAAUAAUAAUAAUAAGAAACAACAACAACAACAACAAGACAUAAGUGAAGAUGAAGAUGAAGAUCUUGACUUUGACAUUGUUGAUGAAUCACCAUCUGAAGAUGAAAAUUAA
Molecule: messenger RNA, 2601 nt
Organism: Cavenderia fasciculata
Lineage: Eukaryota; Evosea; Eumycetozoa; Acytosteliales; Cavenderiaceae
Exons: 2
Coding region: 1-2601 (866 amino acids)
Biological process (GO): rRNA processing
Cellular component (GO): nucleus
Source: RefSeq, a predicted model, not a curated record